AUGGCUGCAGUGGCGACUGCCGGCUCUCUUCAGAGCCAUCUGCACAGCCCACACAGUCUUGGCGCGAUUGGCGCUUUGACCAAGAGAUCCGGGUCAGUGCCAGGAAGUGCGCGGGGUACAGCUUGCUCUAACGAAACUGACGCGGUGCCCCUUUUCAAAAAGCAUUUGGAGGCCACCGAAGAGAAGCUAAGCGUGCAAAUCGGCAGAGUCCAACAGCAGAAUGAGAAGUUGCGAGAAGCAGCUUUUUCCCGGGUUGAUGCAAAGCUCUGUGGGUUUGAGGCCUUGCAGCCUAAGAUCGAUAGGCGGCUUGCAGAGCUUUCAGGAAAUCUCCAAGGACUGUCUUCUGAACUUCAGGUACAGAUUCGGCGCGCUGACCAGAUGGAUUCGAGGCUAAGAAGCUGGAAGCAAGAGCUGGAAGACACGAUAGAUGCAAGAUUCGCUGAGCUGGAGCGCAGCUUUCAGCAGAUUGAGUCUUCUGCACGUUUAUCGUCUUCCUGCAGUGAGGACAGCAUCAACCGUUGGUCUCGCCGCUUGCUUCGGUUGGAAGGCUUGGUUGAUGAGCGGACUGCCAGAACCCGAGAUGGGACCCAAAAGGCAUCAAUUAGGACUAAUUCGGAUUGCUUGCUACACCGUUCAAAGGCUUGA
Molecule: messenger RNA, 645 nt
Organism: Cladocopium goreaui
Lineage: Eukaryota; Dinophyceae; Suessiales; Symbiodiniaceae
Source: the annotation of a GenBank genome assembly